AUGGCCGACACACCGUCGGAUGCACUAUGGCGAAUCGCUGCGUUCGCCGUCAUCAUGCUUCUGUCUGGACGUGAUCGAUGGUGGAUCGUGUUCGUGUUGUACUCGAUUUAUCGACUUACACAAACUGAAUUGUUUGAUCGAAUACGGCAAACGAUACGGCGAGAUUUGAAGUGAGU
Molecule: messenger RNA, 176 nt
Organism: Cylicostephanus goldi
Lineage: Eukaryota; Metazoa; Nematoda; Chromadorea; Rhabditida; Strongylidae
Source: the annotation of a GenBank genome assembly